Messenger RNA from Medioppia subpectinata, 933 nucleotides. The record is from the annotation of a GenBank genome assembly. NCBI's taxonomy places the organism in Eukaryota, Metazoa, Arthropoda, Arachnida, Sarcoptiformes, Oppiidae.
AUAAAUUUUGGACGAGAUAUAACCAUCUAAUAUAUCCAUGGUAAUAAAAUAAAUAUGAAUAAUAAUACAAAAACAGUAAAAAUCUGUCAAAUAUGUGGCGAUUAUAAACAAGUUGGCCGUAAUUACGGUGCAAUUACUUGUGAAACUUGUAAAGCAUUCUUCCGUCGACUGUCCCUUAAAGACAACAAUUGUAUUGAAUGUGUUUCGGACGGCAAUUGUAUUAUAACAUCACAAACGAGAAAAAUGUGUCAGAAAUGCCGACUCGACAAGUGUUUGGCCGUCGGAAUGAAAUCCCAAAUCAUACGAAGCGAUGAGGAAAACGAGUGGAGACGACGGAUGGGCGAAGAGAAACGCCGACAAAAACUACUGAAAACAACGAGUUCUUCAUCUCUGGAGUCAAAGACAAUGACUAUUAGUUCCGACUCUUCUCAGGAGUGCAACGAAAUCGACGUUUUGAUUGACUCGACGGCAGAUAUCAAUGACGAAGUACUCAACGGACAGAUUAUGGACAUCGAGAACAGCUGUCAUUUAGACCAAGAGCUAAAUGACAGCCAAUUGCCGGCAAUUCCGGUGUUUGAAUCACUCGUUGAUUAUAAUGGCAUAAAUCAACUCCAGUUAAAGCGUAUAUCAGAGCUGUUGGGGGCGUCCAAAGUGUUUACCUAUCCAUCGAGUAAAACGAUCAUGGAGAUUCCGGACAUGUAUGAAAUAUUUCGGCGUUGGUUAACACAAAUCCAGAGUGCGAUCCAAUCGGUGGACAAACGAGUGGUGGAAACGUUAGAAAUGGCGCCCAAAGGAGUUGCCAACAAAUUGGCUGAAUUGGACACAGAGUUCAAGCCGGCGACUGUUGAGGACACCAAAGAACUGGAACAGCUUAAGACACAACUGGCCGUUACAUUGGCUGACAUCGAUCAGGAUAUUCAGGCGCCGGUCUAA